Molecule: messenger RNA, 6198 nt
Organism: Gadus chalcogrammus (walleye pollock)
Lineage: Eukaryota; Metazoa; Chordata; Actinopteri; Gadiformes; Gadidae
Gene: grk4
Product: G protein-coupled receptor kinase 4
Exons: 16
Coding region: 294-2015 (573 amino acids)
Biological process (GO): regulation of signal transduction; signal transduction; protein phosphorylation
Cellular component (GO): cytoplasm
Molecular function (GO): ATP binding; G protein-coupled receptor kinase activity
Source: RefSeq, a predicted model, not a curated record
AGGGAGGGAGCCAAAGCAGGAAGGAAGGAAGGAAGGAAGGAGGGCAGAAGGAAAGGAAAGGGAGCCAGGCUGUGAAUGCUAACAAGCCGUCGUGGUCGCGUAGCUCUAGAGGUGGAGAAAUCCACAAGAAAUCCAGCUAUGGAGAACAACGACGACCACUAUUAACACCUACUAUGCGCCAGUGCAGUGAUCGCCCACUGCGCACCGAACCACCGGCCGUCUGAACGCUGCAGAAACCCUCUUUUUACGCGGAGUGAAAUGCGUCGCGGCUGCAGGGGACUGAGCUUCUGACAAUGGAGAUUGAAAAUAUCGUGGCCAACACGGUUCUCCUCAAGGCCAGAGAAGGUGGAGGAGGCAAGCGUAACGGGCGGAGCAAGAAAUGGAAGGAGAUGUUGAAGCUGCCUCACAUCAGUCUGUGUGAAGAACUCCGUCGCUCCAUCGAGAGGGACUACACCAGCCUCUGUGAGCGUCAGACCAUCGGCCGCCUGCUUUUCCGUCAGUACUGCGACACGCGGCCGGAGCUCAAGAGAUGCAUCGAGUUCAUGGACGCCUCGGCGGUGUACCAGCUGGCUCCUGACGAGAAGAGGCGGGGCUACGGCCUGAACGUGUUGGACACCUACUUCACCAACGGGUCUGCAGCCCACCUCCCAGAGAUUCCUCAGGAAUUGGUGGCCGGCUGUCGGGAAAAGCUGGAGCAGAGCCACUGCAAGGAGCUGUUCAACGACUGCACCAAGAUCGUUCGAGAGUAUCUGAGUGGAGCUCCCUUCUCUGCCUACCAGGAGACUAUGUACUUCUCCCGCUUUCUGCAGUGGAAGUGGCUGGAGAGGCAACCAGUAACCAAAAAUACCUUCAGACAUUACAGAGUACUAGGAAAAGGUGGAUUUGGCGAGGUGUGUGCCUGUCAGGUGCGGGCCACCGGUAAGAUGUACGCCUGUAAAAAGCUGGAAAAGAAACGCGUGAAGAAAAGAAAAGGUGAAGCCAUGGCACUAAACGAAAAACGCAUUUUAGAAAAAGUUAACAGUAGUUUUGUAGUGAGCCUGGCCUACGCCUACGAGACGAAGGACGCGCUGUGCCUGGUGCUGACCAUCAUGAACGGCGGAGACCUCAAGUUCCACAUCUACAACAUGGGCAACUCGGGCUUCGACGAGCAGCGCGCCAUCUUCUACGCCGCCGAGAUCUGCUGCGGCCUGGAGGACCUGCACCGCGAGCGGAUCGUCUACAGGGAUCUGAAGCCCGAGAACAUCCUCCUAGACGACCGCGGGCACAUCCGGAUCUCUGACCUGGGCCUGGCGGUCCAGAUCCCAGACGGGGAGACGAUACGGGGGAGAGUGGGAACGGUCGGCUACAUGGCUCCGGAGGUGAUCCAGAAUGAGAGCUACACCUUCAGCCCUGACUGGUGGGGUCUGGGCUGCCUGGUCUUCGAGAUGAUCCAGGGUCAGUCGCCGUUCCGCAAGCGCAAGGAGCGCGUGAAGCGCGAGGAGGUGGACCGCCGCGUCCGGGAGGACCAGGAGGAGUACUCCGACAAGUUCUCUGAGGAGGCCAAGGACAUCUGCAGACAGCUGCUGGCCAAGGACCCGAAGGAGCGCCUAGGGUGCCAGGGGCGCGGGGCGGUGGAGGUGAAGCAGCACCCCAUCCUCCGCAACAUCAACUUCAAACGGCUGGAGGCCAACAUGCUGGACCCGCCCUUCAGCCCGGACCCGCGGGCCGUGUACUGCAAAGACGUGUUGGACAUCGAGCAGUUCUCCACGGUGAAAGGCGUCAACAUUGACCCCACCGACGAUGACUUCUACCACAAGUUUGUGACAGGGAGUGUCUCCAUCCCCUGGCAGAACGAGAUGAUCGAGAUGGAGUGCUUCAAGGAGAUCAACGUGUACGAGACGGACGGGACGCUCUGCUCCGACCUGGACGUGAACCGCCCCAACCCGCCGCCGAAGCGAGGCUUCUUCUACCGCCUUUUCAGAAGACAGGCAAGUGCCAACGCUCCCGCUGCGACUGUCCGAGGGGGUGGGGGCUGAGGUGUGCUUUAAGAGCAGUUACAGUGAAGACGAGCACGAGGAGCCCUCGCGCCUUUAAACCACUCCCUCCCUCCUUGCCUCCUCCCUCCUCGCCACCUCGCCUCCUCCUUCCUCGCCACCUCGCCACCGACCUCCACCACCGACUCUGACCGAGGGCAAAUCUUAGGAACUCAGUGAAUGUUGACCUGUAUUUAUGAGCUGUAUUAAAAUUGUAUUAUAACUAAAAAGAAAAAAGUAUGAGUUUAAAGAUUUUGUACAUUUGUACUUGAAUUUAUGUCUAGAUGUAUAUUUUCACUAAAGGUUGUAUUGUACAAAAAGCCAUAAAAGUACCACUUGAAUGCAUACAUAACAUUUUUUUUUUUUUUUUUUUUUGGAAUGAGUUUGGAAAAAUGUGUGUUAAGGAGUUUUUUUAAGAAGCACAGAACCAGGAGUUUUUUUUAUUUUAUUUCUCAAUGUAGCAUAAGGCCUUUUGUUUUUUCUAUGUGCUGUACGUUUGUUAUCGUUGAUUUGGCAAAAUGUGACGUGUUGUUAGUACAUCAAUUCACCGACUCACUAAAGCUAACCCCUUAGCCUCCAUGCCCCUCCGAGCGGUCUUCAGUAGAUCUCUAUAACACAUGGAUUGGAGCGAUCCUGUGGUGACAAAUCUAAUCAGAGGCAGCCAUGUUGUCGCCGGGCUGCUUAAACCUAUCCGUUUGUUUCCCAGAUUCACACCUCGUCCAACUUCUUAGGUGGAAGGAUUCAAGUGGUUGAUUUGGAAUCAUGCGCCAUGAUAAUUCAUGCCCUGCAGCUCUGGUUGUAAUACUGAACUGGUAUGUACUGUAUGGAUGGCUUCUAUUGGUAUUAGGCUGCUAUGUGGAUACUAGCAUUAGCAAACAUCGCUCACCUCUAGGUGCCUAGAGAUAAGCGCUUCUAGCAGAGACGGCAUGCAUCUCUUGUCUGACAAUCUCUUAGUCAACAGGUACAACACACUAAAUAAUCAUCACCGUUUAGUCAAUCAGUUUAAGUUGCAUGUCAUGAAACUGGAUUUCGUUUCUGGCCUUCCACUCGUUUUUUAAGCUCAAAGUGACCAAGGGUCCAAUCCCUAUUAGAUUCUGGAUUCUUCUGGAAAUAAUGUUACAAUAUUGACAAUGCUGUCCUUUUAUAAAUCUUUAGCUCCGUUUUGUUUUCCACUUUUGUUUUUUGUCAUUCUUAUUGAAUGAUUACAGAUCCAUAUGGGCUCGUCUUAUAUUGGUGCUGUUUACCUGUUGAUCAUAGAUUACGUGAUGCUUGUCAAGCUAGAAGACCCCGCCCCAUGUCAUUAAUCGGCUAUAUCUGAUCAUUCUAGGAAUAGCUGGGCUGAGAAAAGAGAAUUAUCACCAUUUACUACUUCACCCAGAUCUUGUAUGUUGCUCUUCCAUAGGAAAGACUUAACAACUGAUUGCAUGUUCUUAGACAGGCCAGGGAAGGGAAAAAUUAGCUUUCGACACCUGCCUAUAUACCUAUGUACAGGAAAUCUUAACAACUCGCAUAAUCCCAUUUUGUGCACUUUUAAAUACACAUGGAACAUUCUUCAAAAAUCAGCUGGUUUAUGGACGAGCUGAUUUUAUGACAUCCUGGAUUGUAUCAGGAUUUAUUAUGAUUAGCAAAUGUAUGUGCCCUUUGUAGGUCAGAGACACGUUAGCUAUUUUGAAAUUGAAUUUUUCUUGAGACAAACCUAUUUUACCCCCUCCUUUGUUUUAAUGCUGUGAAUAUCUGAACUAGACUCAUUAGCUUUGUGUGCAUUUAUAAUACUGUAACUAUAUACAACUUUUGUAACAUUUGCCUAAUUAUUUAAAUGCAACCUGACCCCAAUUCUAAAAAAAACAAGUUUGCCAACCCCAUUGCAAUGUUAUCCAUCAGGGUUUUAGCGGCCCACAAAGUGUUGAUUCUCUGCAUCAUGUGAACACUGUUAUCCUACAAUCACCAUCGAUGAAUGCAUUAACCCAAGCAACUCUGACUCGUUGCACAUGACAUGGAAACCUUGUGAGGCAAGCAAGGUUUUAUGAGUAGAAAACAAAGUGCCACCUUCUGUUAUAUUGACGAUUUGCGAUGUACAGCUGAAGACUCGUAGGGUUGGUUUGGCGAGUUCACAAGCUUUGUCUCAACCAGCACAUUCCAUAACCAGAUCAGGAAGAACACAAAUGCAUUAAUCCUCCGUGGUUUGUCCUCACUUGAGUUUUCCCGAGUAUCUUUGUUUUUUUUUAUUUCAUUUUUUUGUUGUUCUCAGGCACAUUUCAGAGCCAACUUCUCUGGCAAAUGUAGAUUUAUGCCUUUAAUAGGUCUUCGCCUCAGAAAACCUUGUAAAAAUACAUCUUUCUAACAUUUAACCUAUACGCUUUCACAACCAGGAGAGAAAAAAAUAAUAUUUUCCAUCCAAAUAGCAGUAAAGAAAUGUUUUAGUUUUAUUGCACUAUGGUGUGUAUUGACAAUGACUAUAGGUUGUGUCUUUUAACCUGUUGCCAACGAUACCAAAAGCAUCAUUUAUACUUUUUCCUUUCUCACUCUGAUGAACUUAAUGCAGAAAGACUCACGCCUUUUUAUUGUACGUGCCAACGACCAACGUUUCGUUCCGACCCCGCCCUCCUCAUUCGACCGGGUUCUCUCUCAUCCACUCUGAGUUUCCCAGAGCAUCAAAGGAACUUUGAAAAGCUGAACAGUUUUGAAUGUCCACACUAAGUGCAUUGCAAUGCCUGUUUUAAAAAAAAAAAAAAAGAGAAAAAUACCUAUGUUUUUAUAACUCAAAGCAUGUAUCGGUUUGUAAUACUACAGGUUCCUUGUACAUAUAAUUGAUCUUCUAGUGCCAACAUACCACACUGGUAUCUAAAGGACGACUUUAUAGCUAGAAGGGUGGCCCGCAGAACCCGACCCUUUCUGAGUAGAGUCUGACGUCUGACCCCCCCCCCCCCUUCCAGAACUGGCGAUGUCUGCUUCCCAAACGUGGUUAACACUCGGAGUAACGGGAAACUUAUGUUUUGCUGGAGGAACGUCAGAGGGUGCCUUGUAAAGUGAGGUCUAGUUCUGGGCGGACGGCCGUGAUGCUGUGCGUUGGUGGGACGUUUCACUGAGUCCAGGGACGUCACAUCGAGGGACGUCCAGGGAGGGGGGGGGGGACAUCAGAUGUUAUUCACACAAAAGGGUCUCUCCUUAGUUUCUUCUUCUUUUUGUAAUUGUACAGUCAUAUUGUUCAACCACUGCAGUCAUUGUAAUUCUUGUACAAGUUGUAUCACUGGUUGUUGUACCAUAUCUGACAUUUGUAAUUAAUUAUGAAAUAAUACACUGCCGUUUGUAUAAAAAAUACAUAGGUCCCCUGGUUUUAUUUGUGUCGUGUUUACCUUUUGAUGUUUUUGUGGUGCGAGGGAUAGGAAACUAUUAUAAUCACACAUUUUUCAACAAAAAUAUUUUGUUGGUCUCGGGCACAUUUCAGAGCCAACUUCUCUGGCAAAUGUAGAUUUAUGCUUUGAUAGGUCUUCUCCUCAAAAAACUUGUAAAAUACAUUUUUCUAACAUUUAACCUGUAAGCUUUCACAACCAGGAGAGAAAAAUAAUAUAUUUUCAUGUUUACAUUUGAUGUGUUUGUUGUUGUAAGGUUAGGGAACUAUUAUAGUCACACAUUUGGUAUAUUUUAAAAGGACUGGGUUCAAUCCCGAAUGUCUUCAGACAUUAUAUAUUGAUUUAUUAAGGAUCUCUGUUAUAAACAACUCAUAGGAUAGGAGAACACUUUAUUAACCCCAAAGACAUUCUGGUGUUGUCUCAGCAUAAAAUGACAAGUCAAACAAGUAUAUAUAGGAUGGAUGAGGGAACACAUAACAAUAUACAUUUAUUAACUUAACACUCACCUAUAUAUAGGUUACAAUGCAUAUUAUACAAUAAAAAUUAUAAAAGGCUAAACCAAUCCAAAUCCCUGUUGACUUAAUGAGGGCAGUAAUUGCAGUUACCGCAGUGGACCACAUGAGCACUGAAGUCAAAUGUAUUUGCUUUUCAUUUACUUUGUCCGUCUGCCUUCAAGUAAGUAAUUAAAUCUAGUCAAUCGCUGAAUCUAGAGAAUGUAGAUGUAGAUGCUUUAGCAAAAAUAGCAAAAAUGCUUUAAUGAGUUAAUUAAAGCAGCUUUCUAGCUUGAUUCAAAUCUAAUAAGGACCGAAAUCAUUAAACAACUGUCCAUGGCUAAA